Messenger RNA from Fusarium coffeatum, 1548 nucleotides. RefSeq lists its product as uncharacterized. Gene Ontology annotation, biological process: vacuolar proton-transporting V-type ATPase complex assembly. Gene Ontology annotation, cellular component: endomembrane system. The record is from RefSeq and is a predicted model, not a curated record. Lineage: Eukaryota; Fungi; Ascomycota; Sordariomycetes; Hypocreales; Nectriaceae. The transcript is spliced from 4 exons. Bases 1 to 1548 code for a protein of 515 amino acids.
AUGACAUCCUCCAUCGUGGAGGCAUUAGCGACUGUUGAACCACCAGAAACACCAGAAAACGAAGAUCAUGAUAGCGAAAACGAGACCCAAGAAUCGUCAAAACCUACGAACGAACCUUCGUUAGACGAUCCCGAAAUCGGAAAGCCUAUAUCACAUGGCCAAAUCGUGGACUUGUGGAAACGCUCGAAAGCACAAGACAACACAAACUACACACUCGAACAACUUCUACGCGGCGCAUCCGUCUACAUCCCUCCACCACCUCCGAAACCCGAGCCUUCCCCCGAAUACAAAGCUCUUAUGGCCCGUCUCCGCCGCGACGAAGAAGCUCGCUCCUACGAACGAAUGAUGAACCCUAUACCCCAACAAGAAACAUUCAAAGAUCGCUUUCCUUCCAGCGCAGCUGCAUUUGCAGAAGUUAAUCGCCCUACAACAGCUGCGGAUCUUGGCGACGAUGAUAUUGCGAUGGAGGAAGUGCACAAGCAGGUCACACUCAUCAUCAAUUUCUUGGUCAGCAUAGCCGGCGUUGCUGGCACAUUAUGGGUCACAGCGCGAUGGUGGAGUUUGCCAUCGAGGUUAUUCCUAACUAUGGGAGGGAGUAUUCUCGUUGGUAUCGCGGAAGUGGUGGUCUAUAAUGCGUAUAUGUGGAAGAUGGAUGAGGGGAGGAAGAAACAUGGCAAGGUGAAGGAGGUGAAACAGGUCGUUGAGAGCUGGGUUUUGGGCAAGGACGACGAUCAAGAUGCGAAGACGGUGCUGCUCAGCGAAAAAGAUGAUGCACUCAAACAACUGAAAAUGUCCGAAAGCCCAGCCCCAUCUGCAUCGCGACCACGCGCCAAACCACUACGAACAUACGGCAAACGAAGCAUAAGGGACGACUCUCCGCGACAACAGAGCUUAAAGAAGCCGCGUGUUUCGCCAGAGACGACUCCUACGGAAACAUCAGCACCCAAAGAGACGGAUGAAGGGUUACCUUCGCUGCCGAAGAUAGUUGCAGAAGACACUCAGAAUACUACCAAAACCACCGCACCAACCAAACCUACAAAGAGUUCGAUCCUAAACUUCUUCAAACCUAUACCCCCGUCGUCCACAGUGGCUUCAAGUCCAAAGAGUGACGAACCACGACCUGGGUCGACACCGCCAUCUUCACCACCAGCACCGAGGACAGAAGCACGGAAGAAACCACGACUAUUGCGCUUUCGCGCCACUUCGCUUCCUAUACUAGACGGAGAGAAUAGUGAGGACGAUACUCAGCAAAUGGAAGGCGUAAAGGAUGAAGAGGAGAGCGGCGCAAAGCCUACGAGGUCAACUCUUAGGGAGAGUUCGUUGAAUCGGGAAUCGAGCAGCAAUAGCGAUGCAAAAACAGGGAAGAAAGCAAAGGGGAAAUCGACGGUGCAAACGACACUGAAUCUUUCCUCUCAAGCAGCGUUUUCUGAGUGCAAGGUCUGCAAUACAGUCUGGAAUCCGCUAUAUCCCGACGAUGUCAAAUACCACACGAAGCAGCAUGCGGCGGUUCUACGGGCGAGGAGAAAAGGGAAGGAGAAUGAAUUAUAG